AAAGGUUUAUUGGUCCUUACCCACCUACAUCCCAUCAUCAUCAUCAUCCAUCUAAUCUAUAAAUAGAAGCAAAACCCUCCCCAAUUCCAUGGCUGAAAGGUUUCUACAAAACUCAAAUCAGAAGCCAUAAACUGCCAAGAUGCCUUGUGUCCAGAUCUCCACCAACGUUUGCCUCGACGGUGUUGACACCGAUUCCAUCUUCUCCGAAGCCACCAAAGCUGUUGCGGAAAUCAUUGGCCGACCUGAGAAAUUUGUGAUGGUAAUAUUAAAGGGAUCGGUUGCCAUAUCAUUUGAGAGGAACAAAGAACCAGCUGCAUAUGCAGAGAUAAUAUCCAUGGGAGGAAUUACCUCUGAAACUAAGAAGAAGUUGAUAUUCCAAUUGGGCACAAUUUUACUAGAAAAACUAUCGAUCCCAAGAACCAGAUUUUUUGUCAAGGUCUUUGAUACGACCAUGGCCACUAAAUAUGCCAAACUUUAAGUUAAAAACGCUUUUUACUUCUAUCUGUCUUAAAUUUUAUUUGUCGAAUUUAAUGUAAUGUACCAUGUUAGAUGCAAAUUAUGUUAAAUGGUAAAUUACAAAUUUCGCCCCUAUCAUUAUAUGAAAA
Molecule: messenger RNA, 605 nt
Organism: Cynara cardunculus var. scolymus (artichoke)
Lineage: Eukaryota; Viridiplantae; Streptophyta; Magnoliopsida; Asterales; Asteraceae
Product: macrophage migration inhibitory factor homolog
Exons: 2
Coding region: 140-478 (112 amino acids)
Molecular function (GO): phenylpyruvate tautomerase activity
Source: RefSeq, a predicted model, not a curated record